Molecule: messenger RNA, 2076 nt
Organism: Phytophthora nicotianae INRA-310
Lineage: Eukaryota; Oomycota; Peronosporomycetes; Peronosporales; Peronosporaceae
Product: AGC/NDR protein kinase
Exons: 1
Coding region: 80-1978 (632 amino acids)
Biological process (GO): intracellular signal transduction; peptidyl-serine phosphorylation
Molecular function (GO): protein serine/threonine kinase activity; ATP binding
Source: RefSeq, a predicted model, not a curated record
AGACUGGCAGCCGCUUGCAAACAGCAGGAUAGAUGCAUAUGGAGUGAAGAGACUUCCAUUCCAGACCGUUUUUCCUGGCAUGAAGCAACGUCGUACCGCGAAGAAAAUAAGCUUCGUCAGCAACAACCUCCGUUUUCUUAUAAACGCCCCGCUUGAAAACUCCCUUCUUUUUAACCAAUCCGGACGAAGCACCUUACGAACAAAGCAGUCAGACAGAAACAAACAGACAGCCAUGAUCUCCAACUCAACGCGAGAGAAGGCCAAGGCCACCAAGGCCUAUCUGGAGCAGAAGUAUGCGACCAUGAAGCGCGAGCGCGAGGAGAGUCGCGAGCGCCGCAACACGCUGGAGCAGCAGAUGGCGGCGCUGCGCCUCACGGAGCGCAAGAAGGAGCAGUACCGCCAGGAGCUCCGUUCCAAGGAGCUGCAAAGUCUGCGGCAUCAACGCAAGCGCCUGGCGGUCGGAGACUUCCAACCGCUCGCCGUUAUCGGCCGCGGCGCCUUCGGAGAGGUUCGUCUCGUUCGCAAGCGAGACAGCGGCGAGAUCUUUGCACUCAAGUCGCUCGAGAAGAGCGCUAUGGUGCUCAAGAAUCAGGUGGGCCACGUCAAGGCCGAGCGCGACAUCUUAGCCAGUGCAGACCAGGACAACAACUGGCUCGUCACACUGCACUACUCGUUCCAGGACGACCAUAGACUGUAUAUGGUCAUGGAAUACUUGCCUGGUGGAGACCUCAUGGGUCUGUUGAUGAAGGAGGACACGCUGAAUGAAGCCACCACGCGCUUCUACGCUGCGGAAAUGGUGCUGGCCAUCCAGUCCGUGCACGAUCUGGGCUACAUCCAUCGCGACAUGAAACCGGAUAACGUGCUGCUGGAUGCGCACGGACACUUAAAGCUCACGGACUUGGGGCUGUGCAAGAAGAUGGACUCUCGAGUGGACUUAUUGCCAGUCUCGCAGCAUGCUAUGGACCCUGAGCAAGCGGCUGCGGCCGCUGCUGCAGCGGCAACAAGAGGUGGAGGUGGCGGCAACAGUGUGGACGCAUCACGCAGCAAACCCUUCUCACGUAACAGGCAGGUGGCGUUCAGUACAGUGGGUACUCCGGACUACAUUGCACCGGAAGUAUUGGCACAGAAAGGAUAUGGAAAGGAGUGCGACUGGUGGUCUAUGGGUGUGAUACUGUACGAAUGUCUGGUGGGCUAUCCUCCGUUCUACGCGGACGAACCAGUGCAGACGUGCCGUAAGAUCGUCAACUGGAAGCAGUCGUUCGGAUUCCCUCCGGAAGCUAUUGCGCGGCUUAGUCCGCAGUGCAUGGACUUUGUCCGGAGACUCAUCUGCAACGCCGAGAACCGAUUGGGAACCGGUUCCGUGGAGGAGAUCAAGCGCCAUCCGUGGUUCAACGGAGUGGAUUGGUCGACGCUGCGCUCCAUUCGAGCGCCGUAUAUUCCGCCUGGAGGCGGUCCGCAGUUCGACUAUGUGCUGAACCAGCUGCAGGCGAACAACCCGGAGGAGUGUGGGCCACAGUAUCAGGAACUCGUGCGCCAGAUUACAUCGAACUUCGACGAAUUCACGGAGCCCUGCGAGUUGCCUGCGCCGCCGCCAGUUCAGUCGUCGGGUCACGUUCCUCCUGCAGCACCGAUCAACGUCCCAGGCCGUGGCAAUGGCCCGACUGCAUCCGAUGCAGCAGGUCAGACCAAUGGUGAGUUGCCGCAAGCGUUCGGCCCGGACGGUAAACCUCUGACGUUCAACAAGUUCAUUGGCUACACGUACAAACGCAAGCCGCCGGUUCGCAUGGCACUGAACGACGGUCUCUUCGACAGCGGGGCCGCGCCUGUUACCAGUGAGGUGGACCAUUCCAAUGCGGUUACUCCUCCUGGCAGCGAUGGAGCCCAUGCCAAUGCGAACUCCAUACCGAACUCAACGUCCAGCGCAGGUUACUCGGCUCGGCAAAAUUUCGACGGUGGCAGCGAGCGCUAUGGAUAUUAGUACCAAUGAGCCGCUCAUGUGUGUGUAGGUAGAAGUUGCCGGAUAAUCCAGUGUGUUAAACAAUGUGGCCGUUGCAGACCAAACGUUUCUAGACCGUU